AAGAAAGUAGAGGAGAAAGAAAACUGAAAAUAAAAGCAAAAACUGCGGCCUUGUGCCCAAACCAAACAGUUUUUUUUAUUUUUAAUAAUAAACUAUUGUUUAUAUUUAAAUAGUUUUCAUUUUUUUAUAAGUGUACCUAGUGAGAAAUGUUAAAAGUCUAAAUGAGAUAACGAUUAAAAGCAACUGAAACAAAAGAAAGUAAAAAAAACAAAAAAAAACAAAAACAAAUUCAAAGAAAGAUUUAACAACUCUGUGAUAAUUACUGUAAAUUUAUAAAUAUAAAUAAAUAAAAAAAAAACUAAAAUCGCAAAAAAAAAACAAUCUCUAAUAUAUAAAUGAAAAGAAAUGAACACUAAACACAACUGUAAUUUUUAACAAUAGAAAAAAAAGAGAGACAGACGAAGUGGUAGGAGAAGAAAUACGAAAAUCUUAAACAACAACUUUAUACAUAAGAGCAAAUGCAAAUUAAAAGAUAAAAACAUUGAAACAAAUUCGUGAUAUCUUAAAGGACUUCGAUACAUAUACUAUAGUAUAUUAUAUAUUAUAUUAUAUAAACUUUAAGUAAAUAAGCUUAACUUGGUAAGCAAACAAACCCAUAAGUGAAAAUACAACAACAACAAAACAAACAAACAACAAAAGCAAAAAUAAAACAACCGUAGGUUAAAAAAAAGACUUUAAACAAAACGCGCAUUCAAAAUAAAUAUAUAUAUUUAAAAAGCAAACAAAAAUAAAAACUUAGGCUUAAAGUUCAACAUAGUAAAUGCAAAACCAGCAACUAUUAAAGAGUAUCUAUCUAUAUAUUAACUAUAAAUAACAAUAUAAACUCAUAAUAUGUGCAUAGUGAAUAGUAAACGAAACAGCAAUAAUAAUAUUACAAAACGUGUAACCGAAAAGUAAUAGCAACAACAACAACAACAACACAUCAAGAACAACAUACAGCGAAACGGAUCACUUGCAGCCCUCGCAGCCCGCAUCGAUCGUCUUGCAGCCCUGGUAGGCAGAUACAGGCAGGCAGAGAGAGAGAGAGCGAGCGACCAAUGCUGAGAGCGAAAAGAGAGCGCGGUCAGUUGAAAAGCUUAGUGUUUACCAAACAAACAACAAAGUAAAAAGUAAAUAAAAAUAAAUCACUAAUACUUCCUAAAAACCACAACGAUUGCCUACAAAUAUAUAUAUAUACUAUAUAUAUUAUAAAAAUAUAUAUGUAUAUUAUAGAUCAACAAAAACAAAGCAAAACAUAUUAACCACUUCCCUCUCCCUCCCCCAAACUAAAAAACAAAAAGAAAGUAAAUUUAAUAUAUCAAACUAAAAAGCUCUUAAAACACAAAAUAACCUACAAAUAGUUUAAUAAUAAAAACAAAAGUAUUCCGUAAAGCGACCCCAGUGUAUUUUUCUAGUAAAACUAAAAGAAAAAGCAAAAAAAAAAUUAAAAAUAUUAUUACAAAACAUAACUCGAACAUAUGAACAAACCGCAAUAAAUAGUUAAAGAAAUUAAAAAGUUUUUCAUGUAACUACAACUACAACCAACGGCAGCAGCUAAUGCAUUUUCAUCAGAUUACGAAUAUAUAUUUUUAAACACGAAGCAGCCGCAACUUCUACAACAACAACUACAAAUAACAACUAUAACAACAAAACUGAACAUAACAUUAUAAUUGUCGGCAUUUUUACAUACAUUUCUGGGGCGAGUUGCCCCAACAAAAGGUCGAAGAUCGUUGAAAACCCACAAAAACAACAACAGCAAGAACAAAUGAUUGCUUUUUUUUAUUAACUUCGAAGACAAGGAAUUUCAGUGCCUCUUGUGCCAGUGUUUAGCCAAAAUAUAUAUACACAACAAAUACGUAUUUAUUGCUUAGUUUUUUCUCUUUGAUAUAAAAAUAAUUACACUAAAAAUCGAAAGAAAAAUAAACAUUAAAAAUUAAUAUAAAAUAAUAAAAAAUAAAUUAAUAGAUUCAAAAAUAAGCAUUAGGUCAGUUUUUGAUCGGCUCCAAAAAACGCGCUCGCUCUCUUGAAAAAACGUUCAGCAUUCUCGUCAUCGUCAUCAUCAUCGUCACCAAUCACUAAUUGAUCAUCAUAAAGAAAACCAACAAAAAUAAUAACAACAACAACAACCAGUCUCCUUGUGCUAGUCACUAUCAGCAUUUUCUAUAACAUCCAAAUCAAGAACCAAUUAACAACAUGAAUACACAAUCCAAAGGAUAUCGCACUGGCGAAGAAAUCUACGAUAAUUUGCAGUGCUUCGACAUGACUGCCAUGCGCAACUUGAACAUACCCACUACGUUUCCGACAAUUAGCACUUUUACGCUAGACUCGACCACGUUGGGUCUACAAACGCAAUCGCAUGGACCGCCGACGCCAUCGUCCGUGCAAAUGGCAAUGGGUCAGCAGCAGCAGCAAAGUAUGCAUCAUCAUCAGCAGCAGCAGCAGCAACAUAUGCAGCACCAACAACAGCAGCAGCAGCAUCAACAGCAGCAGCAACAUCAUCAUCAGCAGCAGCAACAACAGCAGCAGCAGCAUCAAAGCAUUGGCAUGUUUGAUGCGAAUGAGGUCAACGAUAUCAUUCAGAACCCGCCACAAAUUGGCGUCUUUCAGUCGAACAGCGUGUUGAAUAACGGCAGCUCAUCGUCCAUUUUUGGCUCGCAGUCGAGCAAUUCCUCAGCAGCAGCUUCGGCAGCCAACGAUCCGAAUCAGAGCACACGCGAAACUGGCAUCAUUGAAAAGCUACUGCAUUCCUAUGGAUUUAUUCAGUGCUGCGAGCGACAGGCUCGUCUCUUCUUUCAUUUCUCGCAGUUCAGUGGCAAUAUUGAUCAUCUGAAGAUCGGUGAUCCCGUCGAGUUUGAAAUGACUUACGAUCGACGAACCGGCAAGCCCAUUGCUAGUCAAGUAUCUAAGAUAGCGCCAGAGGUUGUGCUCUCCGAGGAGCGUGUUACCGGCACAGUGACCACCGAAUUGCGCACCGAUAGUGCCAACAAUGUGCUCAGCUCCAACGAGACAACCGGUCGCAUUAGCUAUGAGAAUCGCGGCGAAUGCUUCUUUUUACCCUAUACCAAAGACGAUGUCGAGGGGAAUGUCAAUUUGCGGGCUGGCGAUAAGGUCAGCUUUCAAAUUGCAACCAACCAAAGAGGCAACCUAGGCGCGUGCCAUAUACGCCUGGAGAAUCCGGCUCAACCUGUGAAGUAUCGUGGCGUUGUUUGUUCAAUGAAGGAAUCAUUUGGUUUCAUUGAACGCGCCGAUGUGGUUAAAGAGAUCUUCUUUCAUUUCUCCGAGGCCGAGGGCAAUGUUGAGCUACGUCCUGGCGACGAUGUGGAGUUCACCAUCCAAACGCGGAGCCAGUCGGCCUCUGUGCCUCCGCAGGGCCGUGAAUUUGCCUGCAAUAUAACGCGCUUGCCACCCGGCUCUGUAAUCUUUGAGGAUGUCGAUACUACCAUAUACAAGGGUCAAGUGCUUAAAUCGCUGGAUCGCAACAAUGCGGUGCGCCAAAACAAUGAUCCAUUGCCAGGCCGUAUACGUUACCGUGCCCCCGAUUACUCCGAAGUGGAGGUGCCAUUUGGCGAUAAGGAUCAGAAGGGUGAUUUUACUUUACGUCACGGCGAUUGGGUGCAAUUUUUGCUGGCAACCGACAGGCGGGAUCAGUUGCAGCGUGCCACAUCCAUUGCGCUGCUGGACGAGACGUUCAAGGUGUCCGGCGAGAAACGUGAGCAAGGCACAAUUGCCUCCCUCAAAGAGGGCUUUGGAUUCUUACGCUGCGUGGAGCGGCAAGUGCGAUUGUUUUUCCACUUUACAGAGGUGCUCGAUACGAGCCGUGAAAUUGAGGUCAAUGAUGAGGUGGAGUUUACUGUCAUACAGGAGCCUGGUCUAGCCUAUAAUAACUCGCGUUUGCAGGCCAUACGCAUUCAGCAUCUGCCGCCCAAUUCAGUGCAAUUUGAAACUUUAAUGGCCAGCAACAUUGAGGGCUGCGUGACACGCGAAGCGCCCAAGAGUCCAAUUAAAUCUCAGGAUCGCGUCGAGGGUGGCGUCAUCACCUAUGAACAUGGCGAUGUUAAAAAGACUAUUAUGUAUUUUCUCAAAGACUGCGAAAAACCACCAAGAAUUGGCGAACGUGUGCGCUUCGAUAUUUAUAUGGUCAAACGUAACAAGGAAUUUAUUGCCGUCAAUGUGCAGCAAAUUUCGCUGCAACAACAACAGCAGCAGCAGCAACAACAACAACAGCUGUUAAACCAACAGGCAGUUGCCCAGCAACAGCCUGCAGUCAAUCUGAAUCAAAAUGAUCAAUUGCUGCUUUCAAAUGGCAUCAGCUCAAAUGCCAGCUCCAUGCAGAAUGGUUAUAUCAUGCAUGGCAGUCCCGGUGGCGGUAGCAGCAGCAACAGUAGCGUGGGUAGCAAUGCCACCACCCAACAGAUUUGCACACCCCAAAUUGAGGACUUCAAACUGGAGAACAAUAAUCAUGCAAGCGUUGAGGCAACAGGUGGUCAGGUGUACCGAGGAUUUAUAGCCGUUAUUAAGGAGAAUUUUGGCUUUAUCGAGACGCUGUCGCACGAUGAGGAGGUUUUCUUUCACUUUAGCAACUAUCAGGGCAAUCCCAAUUGGCUCGAGUUGGGCCAGGAGGUGGAGUACACACUGGCGCCUAAUGGCAACACGUCUGUCUCCGGCAAUUGUCUGCCUGCUGAGAAUGUUCGCACAUUGCCCAAGAACUCGAUACCGCAACCAGCGGUGCUGGAAACCGUACACAAUGGCGUUGUGGCACGCCCCUUGCGCUGCAUCAAUCCAGAUCAGCAGGAAUAUGCUGGGCUAAUUGAGAUACUCGAUGAGUUGCGUACCACAAUCAUUUCACAGCACGAAUUUGGCAUCACCAGUCUGGUGAAUAAGCGUGAUUUGCUACAAAAGGGUGAUCUUGUUAGCUUUCGCAUUGAUGAGAGCGGUCGUGCGGCAGAUGUGAAUGCCGUGAGGCAAAAGAAACGUGCAACUGUUGACUCAAUCAAGGGCCAGUUUGGUUUUCUCAAUUUCGAGGUCGAAGACGGCAAAAAACUAUUCUUUCACAUGUCUGAGGUGCAGGGCAGCACGGUGGCUCUGCAUCCAGGCGAUACUGUGGAGUUCUCAGUGGUUACCAAUCAGCGCAAUGGAAAGUCUUCGGCUUGUAACGUUUUGAAAAUUAACGAUCGUCCCGAUCGUCUGAUCUCGCGCCUUAAGCUCAAUGGCGAAGAUGGUGUGCCGCGUUUGAUACUCAUCCGUGCACCCAAGGGGCCGCAGGGCAAGGGCUUCUCCGUUUUAGCGCGCCAUCCACGCAUUCCAGGCGCCCUGGUGGAGUAAUUCCAAUUCAGAUAUUAAAUGCAAAUUAAAGACAAUGCAUGCAUAAAUACAUUUAUAUAUAUUUAUAUAUUCUUGUACGCUACAAACAUAAACAAGAACAAGGCUUAACAAUAUCAUAGUAAAAAGAAGGCACAGCAAACAACUCCAAAACAACCGUAAUCAACAACAAUUAUAAAUUAAAACUACACUGUGAACUUGUCGCUACAACAUUAUUAUAAAUGAAAGAACGAAAAGAAACAUACAUUUAUUAAGUAACUUAUUAACUUAGAAGCAAAACACUAUUGGAAACGAUAAUAAUAAUUGAUAGCAAAGCAUAUGGCAUACCACAUACAUACAUAAAUACAUGCAUAAAUACAUUAUUAAAUAAAUAUAUAUAUAUAUUCAUAUAUAUUAAUAUUGAAAGUACUAAAAUGGCAACUCCAAAACAAUUUCUACGUGUCUGAUAAAAUGUAAACGAAAUUCUGUACGUAAAGAAUUACGAAUUAAUAAUCAUUAUUAACCAGGGCCCUCCUCCUUUUCCUAUUUGUAAUAAUGCUACACAAUUUAUAAUUAUGUUAUAUUUGAAGUUGUGCGCUGCUUAAAACUGAAAUUCAAGUGUCUGAAAGAUGAAACCAAAUUGUGUGUAUACGUAUACUAUUUUUCAACUAAUUUUGCUUUAAUUUAAUUUAGCAUAUAUAAAAUGAAAUCUUAACAAAAAAAAAAACUAAACAAAAAAAAAUGAAAUGAAACAAAAACAAUUAUUGUAUAAUGGCAACGAAAUCCUUGCAUAUGUGCGUUAAACAAAAAGUAAACCAACAAGAGACAUACAAACAAACAAUAAAUGCCAUAGAUGCGUAGAUAGUUUUUUCUCAACUUAUAUAUGCUAUAUUCUAUUAAUCUAUUUCUAUUUUAAUUCUCGCAAACUGUUCUUUCACUACUUCUUUGAAGUCUAACUGUUAUACUGGCAUAUAUAGUAUACAUAUAUGUAUAUUUAUUGAAUAAUUAUUGUAUACAAUAAAAGAUGAAAGCAACAAGUAUUUAUAUAUAGCAAACAAAGUCUUAAUUUCGAUUGUAACAUUUCAACACCAAAACACUCUACGAGUAUAUUAACUGUGUAUGUUGUUGAUUCACGAAUUUUUUUCUGCAUUCAAAUAGGUUGCAUUAACUUAUUACAUAUUAUAUUAUACAAAAUACAUACAUGCAUACAUCUUACAUAUACAACAUACAUAUUUAUUUAAACAAGAAGAAAUCGAUCUUUGUAACUAACACACAAAAAUCUAAAUAUAAAACAAAAUAAAAAAAAAAUAACUUAAAGUCUUGUAUGAGAAUAAAGAAGGGCAAAUUAAAUUUGCUGCGCCAAAUCUGUUGAAACCAUUUAAUGAAAGAUUACAAAAAUUAAUUUUUAAAAAUGUAUUUUUAAAUAUUAAAAUAUAUAUAUAUAGCAAAACAAAAAAAUACAAAGAGAUCGUGUCGGAAACAAAGAGCAAAUAUUGUGAAAAUUAUGAAUUUCAAUUACUAAACAAGAAAAAAAAACCCAAAACGAAAAAAACAAAAAAAACAAAAAAAAAAAACAUUUAACAAGCUAACAACAAAUUUGGGAUCAGUACGUCCUACUAUAGCCAUGUUAUACAUAUAUACAACAACAAAAAAACACUAAGCAACACAACAACAAAUCAAGAAUAACAGUAACUUAAAUAUGUAUAACGCUAUUAUACGAAUACAUAUAUAGGUAUACAUACAUACAUAUAUCGUCUGAUAUACCGAAUGAUAAAACUGCAGGCGUUUAGAGAUUUAUGCAAUGCAAUGAAAUGAACAGCACAGACGCAACAGAACAGCAACUAAUCCUUAUUUAUAAAACAUAAAACAUAAAAAAAUCGUAAAAUAUGCACACAACAAAAAAAA
This is a messenger RNA of Drosophila innubila, 7182 nucleotides long. RefSeq names its product cold shock domain-containing protein E1 (gene Unr). The transcript is spliced from 10 exons. The record is from RefSeq and is a predicted model, not a curated record. Gene Ontology annotation, molecular function: nucleic acid binding. Lineage: Eukaryota; Metazoa; Arthropoda; Insecta; Diptera; Drosophilidae. Bases 2173 to 5301 code for a protein of 1042 amino acids.